AAGAAAACAACGAAGAAGAAGAAGACCGCAUGGGUUAAGCUAGAAAACUGCUGCAUUGUCCCAUUCCUGCUAAUAUUUCAGCAACCAUGUCUUCAGCUCAGCAUCUCAGAGAGUUUAUCAGAGAGAGACUAACUGCUGCUGCUCAAGAAAUCUUCACCGAGGUUGAAAAAACCAUCAUUUGCUACGAGGAAGAGCUCGAUGCUCAGCGCAGGAUGAUGGGGAUCAACUGGAAACCAGAAAUUAAGCUACACAGAGUCGGUUCGGAGCUGCAGAGACAAAGUUCUGACCUCCAACAGCCAAGUGUCUCCAAUGAGGAGGAAGCUCCUGGCAUCCAACAAGUCUGGAGCCUGGCAAUUCAGUCCAGUCAGGACCAGAAAGAAGCAGAAGAUCAGUGGACUGAAGAGGUACAGAUGGAACCAGAACCAAAAAGGAUUAAAAAAGAAGAAAACAAACCAGAACCUACACUGCUCAAUCAUGAGGAAAUAGAAUAUCCACUAAUAUACGUAAGAAAGGAGGAGCUAGAUUCUUCAGGGCUUCAACUUGAACAGCAACCACCAGAACAUUUACCAACUGGACAGGACCAGAAGGACCUCUGCAGCAGUCAGGAGGGAGAGCAGCUUGUCCAGAAGGAAGCUGAGCCCAGAAUGAUGGGGAUCAACUGGAAACCACAAAUAAAGCUGCACAGAAUUGGAUCGGAGCUGCAGAGACAAAGUUCUGACCUCCAACAGCCAAGUGUCUCCAAUGAGGAAGAAGCUUUUGCCAUCCAACAAGUCUGUAGCCUGGCAAAUGGGUCCAGUCAGGACCAGAAAGAAGCAGAACAUCAGUGGACUGAAGAGGAACAGAUGGAACCAGAACCAAAAUGGAUUAAAGAAGAAGGGAAGGAACCAGAACCUGCACUGCUCAAUCAUGAGCAAAUAGAAUAUCCACUAAAAUACGUAAGAAAAGAGGAGCUAGAUUCUUCCGUGCUUCAACAUGAACAGCAGCCACCAGAACAUGUACCAACUGGACUGGACCAGAAGAACCUCUGCAGCAAUCAGGAGAGAGAGCAGCUUGUCCAGAAACAGUUUGCUGCUUUGAUUCAGACUUCUACUCUUCAGGAAGAUACAAGUGAAGAAGAGAGAACAGAGCAGCUUUCCCUUCAAAACUCUCCAGUGAUUGAGAGCAAAAAUCAGGAAGGAAGCAGCUCCUCUGACUCAGAGAGUCAGGCUGGUACCAGUACAAAGAAAAGAUCUUUUAAAUGUGAUGUUUGUGGAAUAUGUUACACACGACAGUGGAUGUUGAAAAAACAUUACAGAACUCACACUGGUGAGAAUAUUUCAUGUGAAACAUGCGGAAAAGGUUUCUCACAAAUUUGUGAUUUAAAAGUCCACAAGAAAAUUCAUACAGGUGAGAAGCCUUUUUCAUGUCAGUCUUGCGGAAAAACCUUCUCUCACAUUCACAAUUUAUAUCGCCACAGGAGUAUUUAUGCAGACCUCCAACAGCCAAGUGUCUCCAAUGAGGAGGAAGCUUCUGCCAUUAAACGAGUCUGGAGCCUGGCAAGUAGGUCCAGUCAGGACCAGAAAGAAGCAGAACAUCAGUGGACUGAAGAGGUACAGAUGGAACCAGAACCAAAAAGGAUUAAAAAAGAAGAAAACAAACCAGAACCUACACUGCUCAAACAUGAGGAAAUAGAAUAUCGACUAAUAUACGUAAGAAAGGAGGAGCUAGAUUCUUCAGUGCUUCAACAUGAACAGCAGCCACCAGAACAUUUACCAACUGGACAGGACCAGAAGAACCUCUGCAGCAGUCAGGAGGGAGAGCAGCUUGUCCAGAAGCAGUUUGCUGCUUUGAUUGAGACUUCUACUCUUCAGGAAGAUGAUAUGAAUGAAGAAGAGAGAAGAGCAGAGCAGCUUUCCCUUCAUAUCUCUCCAGUGGUUGAGAGAAAAGAUCAGGAAGGAAGCAGCUCCUCUGUGUCAGAGAGUCAGUCUGGUACCAGUACAAAGAAAAGAUCUUUCAAAUGUGACAUUUGUGGGAGAUGUUACACACGACAGUAUAAAUUGAAAAACCAUUACAAAACUCACACUGGUGAGAGACGUUUUUCAUGUGAAAUAUGCGGAAAAAGUUUUUCUCGAAGUAAUAUUUUAAAAUGUCACAAGACCACUCAUACAGGUGAGAGACCUUUUUCAUGCCAGUUAUGCGGAAAGAGAUUCUCUCGACGUUGUAAUUUAAAGUACCACAAAAGAAUUCAUACGGGUGAGAAGCCUUUUUCAUGUCAGUCAUGUGGAAAGAGUUUCUGUCAAAUGAGUAUUUUAAAUCGUCACAAGACGAUUCAUACAGGUGAGAAGCCUUUUUCAUGCCAGUCAUGUGGAAGAAGUUUCUGUCAAAUGAGUAUUUUAAAUCGUCACAAGACGAUUCAUACAAGUGAGAAGCCUUUUCCUUGUCAAACAUGUGGGAGAAGAUUCAGUCGAAGGGAUAAUUUGAACAGUCACAUGAAAACUCAUACAGGCCGGGGACUGCGUUGAAGCCAAACUUGUGAAAAAAUUUGAAAUGUAUUAUUUAUUCUCUUUAGAACCCACAUGGGUGAAAUGUGUUUUCCACAUAAAAUAUGGUGGGGAAAGUGUUCUUUUAUUAUUGUGAACUGAAUUUUCACAUAACACAAAAAUGACAAUUAGGCAUUUAACUCACACAGAUUCACUGUAAUAAAUAUUAAACAAUGUCUUGGAUUGUUUUCACUUUGCAAUAUACGUUAGACCCUCACCUAUUUUUGGUUGGCCAUUAAUGGAUUUUUUAAAAACUAUUAUUUUAGAACAUGUAUAUACAGACAUACAUUUCUAGAUAGAUAUAGUUAUACAUAGAUAUCUCUAUAUAGAUAUAAAAAAUCAUUUAUAAAUGUAUGUGCCACUUGUAUGUCUCUAACAACUUAGGAGCUCUGACAACUGCAAAAUAGAGUGAUAUUAGUGAUACUUUUAGCUUUUUUAUAUAUAUUAGGAUAUAUGUGGCGGAUGUGUAAUUUUUACCUACUUGAUGAUUUGUGUAUUUUAUUUUGUUAUUUUUUGAUAAAUGGUUUGGACUACUUUUUGCCUGGAAAUAAAGACAUAAGUUGA
Xiphophorus hellerii (green swordtail) is the source of this 3083-nucleotide messenger RNA. RefSeq names its product zinc finger protein 708-like. Gene Ontology annotation, molecular function: DNA-binding transcription activator activity, RNA polymerase II-specific; RNA polymerase II cis-regulatory region sequence-specific DNA binding. The record is from RefSeq and is a predicted model, not a curated record. Gene Ontology annotation, biological process: regulation of transcription by RNA polymerase II; embryo development. Gene Ontology annotation, cellular component: nucleus. Bases 87 to 2501 code for a protein of 804 amino acids. NCBI's taxonomy places the organism in Eukaryota, Metazoa, Chordata, Actinopteri, Cyprinodontiformes, Poeciliidae. The transcript is spliced from 5 exons.